AUGAGUGGUGUUAUUGGUGAUGUCUGCACAAAUUAUACCACUCUGUCUGACCCAUGGCGUAACAUUGGCUUCAGUUUCUCCUCAAACCUUGGCUGGCCAACGAGUGACAUUAAAUUGGUGAAUGGGUGGUAUCGUUUCACUGGUAUUGCUGGAGACAAGAAUGAUGGCCUCAAGACUGAGAACUCGAUUGUGGAGGAGGAGUUAUCCUCUACUAUCUGGAACCAAGCAAUGGAACUUACAUUACACGCCAUUCAUCCUGCAGUGCAUCUUCCUGUGGUGAGUAUGCUCAGUGUAAUCCUGUGGAUGGUAGCUGUGGAUGCAAUUCUGGACUCUCCAUACCUGAUGGAUUCCUGCCAACAAGGGACUCUUAUGGAUGUACAGGUCAUGAUCUACAUUCUGACUACAAUACAAAAUUCUACAAACCUUUUGGACAGUGCAUUUACUACACCAAGUAAGCGGGCAUGCUAUGGGAACUCUAUCCUUAAAGCCACUGAGAAUUUGGUGUCAAUAAUGGUGAGAAACAUCAAAACAGACACCAACUACUCCACCAGCAUCAUUCUCCCAACUUUAGACAUUGGAGUAUUUGUGGUUGGACCAGAUACUACACUGACAAAAAUCCCCCAACUCAACACAAGCACUGCUUUCUUGGAUAUUGACCUCAUUGCAAUUUCAAAGCAUAACAAUGGAUCAGCUGAUGUGGUUUUCAUGAGCUACACCAACAUGUCAAGUAUGCUGAAACCUGACAAAAAUACCAGCUUAGUGAAAACCAUGAUGUCCAUUGUGGAGUAUCAGAAUGGUUGUAACACAUCCUGUGUAGCCUGGAAAGACACUAAAUGGGUUGAGGGUUCUUGUAACAUCAUCCAGAAGAAUGACAGUUACACAGUGUGCUCUUCUGUCCAACCAGGGACCUUCGCUCUCCUCAUGCAAAUAGAUGACUCAAAGGUAAGAGACUAAAAGUUUAGUAUUGAUGGUCCCUCUAUGGUGUUACUAUAUACUAUUGCUGAGCCAGUAGGACUGGUGUUCCUGAGCUUGGCUUUUUUGAGCCUUGUCCUUUGUCAAAGGCAUGAAAGAAUGACCAAAAUCUCUCUGAUCAACCUGUGUAUAAGCCUAUUUCUAGCUCAUCUCCUUUUCCUCAUCACACAACAAUUCCUGCAGGACAUACAUCCUAACAAGCUGUUGUGUGCUGCAUUAGCAGGUGUUCUGCAAUUCCUCUUUCUCUCUUCAUUUGUGUGGAUGUUUAUACAGGCUGUGCUGCUCUUUAUAGCUGUAAAGAACCUAUCAAAGAUCAGAUCAAAGCAGGAGGAGGUGCUUAGCUGGAAAUAUCUAAUUAUACUUGGAUAUGCUAUUCCACUGACUAUAGUGGGUGUGUCGGCUGGACUGUUUCCUGAUGGAUAUGGCAAUGAAAAUUGCUGGCUUAAGAAAGAUGACAUCUGGGGUUUUCUGGGUCCUGUUUGUUUUAUUCUCACAUCAAAUGUGAUACUCUUCAUCGUUAUUGUUGUCAUCAUCACCUGCACUCUGAAGCACCAGGACAGGGAGAUUUUGCAGAACCAUAACAUUACAAAAAAGCUCAUCAAGCAAAUCAUAUUCAAAACUCUAGCCCAGUUUGUCAUCCUGGGUUGUACCUGGAUCCUGGGGUUCUUUACAAGCAGCAGUGAGGUGGUGGAGAUCCUAUUCCUGGUUCUCAACUCCCAGCAGGGCACCUUCAUCUUUCUGAUCCACUGUGUCUUCAACCAAGAGAUCAGGCAGCAGUACAAGAGGUUCCUGCUUGGUUUGUGCCUCUUCAAAAAGCCUGCUGCCAAACCAACUGACCAGAGGACACAGCAGGUUGCUUCACCUUCAUCGGUCACAGCUGGUGCUGCUGCCUUACCAGGUGGUGAUGUUUCCCACCAGGAUGAUCUCAUUGUUGUAGAAACACAUGAGGAGGCACAUGAGGAAACCACAUACCCUCUCAUCCUGGGUCCUGUGAAUGAAGAGGGCUUUGCAGUUUAG
Electrophorus electricus (electric eel) is the source of this 1989-nucleotide messenger RNA. The record is from RefSeq and is a predicted model, not a curated record. NCBI's taxonomy places the organism in Eukaryota, Metazoa, Chordata, Actinopteri, Gymnotiformes, Gymnotidae.